Messenger RNA from Trametes versicolor FP-101664 SS1, 1303 nucleotides. RefSeq lists its product as uncharacterized. The record is from RefSeq and is a predicted model, not a curated record. The transcript has 3 exons. Lineage: Eukaryota; Fungi; Basidiomycota; Agaricomycetes; Polyporales; Polyporaceae. Bases 380 to 889 code for a protein of 169 amino acids.
CUGCCAGUCUUGCAGACAAUCGGGGUACAUAAGGGGGUAUGGCCUCCCCAUGCCUCGAUUUGCUGAGUUAUCAGCGAUGCCGGGUGCGCCGUGACUGGGUCGUGAGACGCGCUGCAGCGAGGCGGCCCCCCGUCCAUCGAUCGCAGGGGAGCGUAUAUCUCUGAUUGCUCUUCGCUCCUACCACCAUGUCGUCGUGCUCGUCGUCGGGCGCGAUGGGCGGCGGGGCGCGGGUGGCUGCGCCAGGGCGGUCGCACCGACGCUCGCGUGGUGUAGAUCGGUGUCGAUCGCGCGCCCUGCACGCGAUCGAUAACCUCGCCCCCGCCCACUUGCGUCCUCGCCAACGCACGCGACGACCAACCGCCUCCUGCUUCCCUCUCCCAUGACGUCCCACCCUCUCACUGUGCUCUGCAAGCCAGCGCCCUGCGGCGAUGGGACGUACAGGCGUCCGAUAACGACUGCAGAAGCACCCCGCUCCACCGUGGGCACGCCGUGCCGCCAGACAAGCGCAGGCGGCCGUGCGCGAGCACACCCCAAAACGCCUGCGGGCGUGGCAUAUCGCUCACCGAAGAAGAGGCGGCACGGAAGUGGGGUGCAUCGGGGGAUGCGAUAUAUAUCAGGCCGUGCAUCGAGGGGGAUCCUGCCUGGCUUGUCUUUGGGCUUCCUGCUGCUGCUACGGUCGACGGCUCUGCUUGCUCUGGGAUGUCCCUUUGGCUCCGCGUUCUCUGGGGGUGUUGCGGCUGAUCUCUGUGGCUGGAGGUUUAGCUUCGGGGGGUACCACGCACCCAGUACCGUGGUCAAGAAUCGCGGCGCUGCGUGGGGGAUGGCUGCAUGUCUGUUUGCCUUUAGUGGAUUCUGGACGCUGCGUGGCGUUCUAACUGGGCAAGCUUGACCAGCCGGAGGCGCGUCGACACAGGUGACAGCUCUCGUGGUCCGUCAUGCUCUCCUGCGUGCUGCGAAGCGUUGUCGAUGGACACGAUCGAGCGCAGCGAUGGACGCUAUAUGCGCUUCUGUACGUACGGGAUUCCACGACUGGGAGCGACGCUCGUCCGGGCGGCAUGUGCUUCCCCGCAGGUGCUGUAUACGACGGCCCUAGGGAGGGGUAUAAGCGGAUUUCGUAGCUGAUAGGGCCAUACGACGCUGUCUGCGCUUAUGAUGCUAUUAUGUACCGGCCACGGAGUCCGCGUCCGUGGACCGCGUCUGUUCGCAUGUCCAUUCAGUCCUGUAUUAGUACGUAGCCUGUGAUUGCGCUGUGGCAUGUAACGUGCUUGGCUCGGGCAAUUGCACGCUUCGUGACCUUUGUUCG